AUGAAGUCGCUCUUCAUUAUCUCAGCCGUGGCUGUGGCGCUCUAUGUCGAUGGGGCACUGGCAGCGCCGGCAGCCAACUUUGUCGGCUCCUGCGACGCCAACUCGAUCAGGAUCAGCGACAAGAUCCUGACAGCCAACUGCAGAAACAUCAAAGGGCAGCUUACGUGCUCCAAGCUGGACCUCGGCCGUUGCCUCAAGAACAGCUACGGGUCUCUCCAGGCCGAUCCAACCGGUGCCGGACCACACAUGUCCGACCAGUGCAUCAACUGCAGCAAUAGCAAGCAAUCCGGCGGUCUUGUCAUUGGUGGACCGACUCCGCCAUCCUUGCUUCACUGCCAGUGCAAUCCUGGCACGGGGGCUGCUCAAGUGAACUGGCCGACGGCCAUGUUUGACCUUAACACCAUUGUCGACAAUAACAACGGCGUCCUUGAGUGUUAUCAGACCAAGGGCACUGCAUGCUGA
Messenger RNA from Canariomyces notabilis, 462 nucleotides. RefSeq lists its product as uncharacterized. The transcript is spliced from 3 exons. The record is from RefSeq and is a predicted model, not a curated record. Lineage: Eukaryota; Fungi; Ascomycota; Sordariomycetes; Sordariales; Chaetomiaceae. The coding region runs from base 1 to 462 and encodes 153 amino acids.